Fonticula alba is the source of this 3959-nucleotide messenger RNA. RefSeq lists its product as hypothetical. Gene Ontology annotation, molecular function: mRNA binding. Gene Ontology annotation, cellular component: catalytic step 2 spliceosome; U12-type spliceosomal complex; U2 snRNP. Lineage: Eukaryota; Rotosphaerida; Fonticulaceae. Gene Ontology annotation, biological process: spliceosomal complex assembly. The coding region runs from base 67 to 3741 and encodes 1224 amino acids. The transcript has 7 exons. The record is from RefSeq and is a predicted model, not a curated record.
UACCUCGAGGCCGACCGGCGCCAGGCCGAGGAGAAUGAGUCCGAAGACAACCUCAACCAGCAGGGCAUGGCCCCCGGCUCCAAGCCCGGCAACGAGUACCAGGAGCGCCUGAUCCAGAAUCUCGGCACGGCGGCCCCCCGCGUUGUGGAUGCCUAUGCCGGGGACUCCGGCGCCGGGAAUGCCUCCUCCUAUCGGGACAUGCUGCGCGCCAGCGAGCUGGCCAAGCGCGAGCAUGCCGUGCUGGAGCGCAUCACCGAGAAGCAGCGCCAGCAGGAGGAGGAGACCCUCCGUCGGCAGUCGGAGCAGAUGCGUGCGGCGGCGGCCGGCGCGCGGGCCUCCUCCAGCGCCCCGAGUGGCUUGGAGGAGACGCCGAUCUUCACGGCGGCCGGUCCCUCGUCGGCCUUCGAUGAGACCCCGGUGAUGACCCGGCAGCCGGAGGGGUCCGCCUUCGACGCGGCUGGGGCUGGCACUGCGCGGAAGCGCCGUUGGGACGAAACCCCUUCCGGCGUGUCCGGGGUCCCGGGCGUCGGCGAGGCUCGCCCCGUUCGGCGGCGUUCCCGUUGGGAUGAGACCCCGGCUCCGGCCGGUGUCGGUGCCAGCAAGUUCGAUCAGCCCCCGAUGAUGCCUUCCUCCGGUGGCAUGGUGGGCGGUGUGCCGCAGACUCCCUCGCGCCUUGCCGCCUUCCUCGAGGAGGACCUUGACUCGAUCCUCCCCUCGGAGGGUUAUGAGAUCCUCGAGCCUCCGGCCGACUACGUCCCCCUCUAUACCCCGUCGCGCAAGCAGAUGAUGACCCCGACGCCGGCGCACACGGCCGGCGGGUUUUUCAUCUCGGAGGACACCCGCGCAGCCCUGCCUGUGGCCGACAUGAAUGUUGAUGGCAUCGAGCUGAGCCAGAAGGACCUCGGGUUGUUCGGAGUUCUGCUGGAGCCGGAGGCCGAGCAAGCCGAGCAGGCAAUGACCCUGCAGCAGGCCAAGGAGCGGCGUUUGCUGCGGCUGCUGCUUCGCAUCAAGAAUGGCUCCUCCGCCAUGCGCAAGAGCGCCUUCCGGCAAAUUACCGACCGCGCGCGGGACUUCGGUGCGGAUCUCAUCCUGGACAAGCUGCUGAUUGCCCUGUCCACCGGCCAUCUGGACCCCCAGGAGCGCCAUCUCAUGGUGAAGGUCCUGAACCGAGUGCUCUACCGGCUGGAUGAGUUGGUCCGGCCGCACGUGCGCCGGAUCCUGGUGGCCGUGUUGCCGAUGCUCACGGAUACCGAUGAUCCGUAUGCCCGGCUGGAGGCGCGCGAGGUGAUCUCCAACUUGUCCAAGGCAGCCGGCCUGUCGCAGAUGAUUUCCACCCUGCGUCCGGAUCUCGACAGCCAGUACGAGCCGAUCCGCAAUGUCACGGCCCAGGCAUUUGCCAUUGUGGCCGUGUCGCUGGGCGUGCCGGCCCUGUUGCCCUUCCUGCGGGCAGUGUGUCCCAGCAAGAAGUCGCACUUUUCCCGGCACACGGGCAUCAAGAUUGUCGAGCAGAUUGCCGUGGCGCUGGGCAGUGCCAUCCUGCCGCAUCUGGCGGUUCUGGUGGACACCAUCAAGCAUGGCCUGGGUGACAGCCAGCAAAUUGUCCGCAUGAUCACGGCCUUGGCUUUGGGUGCCUUGGCCGAGGCGGCGGCGCCCUACGGCGGGGAGGCCUUCGCGCCGGUCAUCCAGCCGCUGCUGGAGAGCGUGCAGCAUCUGUCCGGUCGGGCACUGGCGGCCGCCCUGCGGGCCAUCGGCUUCAUCAUUCCCCUGCUGGAUCCGGCCCAUACCGGGGCCUAUGCGGCUCAAAUCAUGCCGGUGGUGGUGCGCCAGUUCGCCGCCACCAGUGAGCACUUGCGUCGUGUGGUGUUGCGCGUGGUUCGGCAGUGCAUCUCCACCCCGGGGGUGGAGCCAUCCUAUGUGGCGUCGCAUGUGGCCCCGCCCUUCUUCGAGCACUUCUGGGACAACAAGAUCGCCUGCGACCGGCAGACCGCGCGUCAGCUGGUGGAGACCACGGCCGAGGUGGCCAACUGCAUUGGCGGGGCCAAGGUCAUCACCAGCAUCAUGCUGUCGCUCAAGUCCGACAGUGAGGACUUCCGUCGGAUGACCAUGGAGGCUAUCGAGUUGAUCGUCACCAACCUCGGCCUCGCUGAUCUAGAUGAGGACCGCGAGCCGACUCUCAUUGACUGCCUGCUGGUGGCCAUCCAGAUGCCCAUCCGCGAGGUGUCCAACCCGCUGACCGCGUCCAAUAUGGACGAGCACCGCGAGGAGCGCGCUCACCAGGCCCACUACAACACCAUCCUCAAUGGGUUUGGAGUGGUCCUGCGCGCGCUCGGCACUCGAUGCACGCCGUACAUGACGCGCGUGGUGGAGCUGAUCAGCAUUCGCCUGGGGAAUCGGCAGCCACUUGUUCGUAAGCAGGCGGCCGAUCUCAUUUCGCAGAUCGCCGACGUCCUCAUGGAGUGCGGCGAGGUCCGCCUCCUGUCGGACCUGGGUGGCAUUGCCUUCGAGAACCUUGGUGAGGAGUAUCCCGACGUGCUGGCCUCGCUCCUCGGCGCCCUGAAGAGCAUCAUCUGCGUGGUGGGCAUGGAUGAGAUGAAUCCGCCUAUCGGCGACCUCUUUGGUCGUCUGGUGCCGAUCAUGCGGAACCGUCACGACCGGGUGCAGGAAAACUGCAUCGAUCUGAUUGGGCGUAUUGCCGAUCGCGCGGCGGCCAAGGUGUCGGCCAAGGAGUGGGCGCGCGUGUCCUUCGAGCUGCUGGAUCUGCUUCGGGCGCACCGGCUGGCUGUCCGCCGAGCGGCAGUCAGCACCUUUGGCUACAUCGCCACGGCCCUCGGCCCGCAGGAUGUCCUGUCGACGCUGCUGAAUAACCUCCGCGUGCAGGAGCGCCAGAACCGCGUGUGCACCACGGUGGCCAUUGCCAUUGUGGCCGAGAAGUGUGGCCCGUACCUGGUCCUGCCGGCGCUGAUGAACGAGUUCCGCGUGCCGGAGCUGAACGUGCGCAACGGUGUGCUCAAGUCCAUGUCCUUCCUUUUCGAGUACAUCGGUGUCUUCGGCAAGGACUACGUCUAUGCCACCACCGAGCUGCUGUCCGACGCGCUCAUCGACCGGGACCUGGUCCACCGUCAGACCGCGGCGUCGGUACUCAAGCACCUUGCCCUUGGUGUGAUUGGUCUCGAUCGCGAGGAUGCCCUGCAGCAUCUGCUGAACCUCCUGUGGCCAAACAUCUUCGAGACCUCGCCGCAUGUCAUCAAUGCGGUGCUGGACUCGGUAGACGCUCUUCGCAUGGCUCUCGGGCCCGCUCGCAUUUUGCUGUACACACUCUCGGGCCUUUUCCAUCCCGCGCGCAAGGUUCGCGAUGUCUACUGGAAGAUCUUCAAUAGCACGUAUAUCGGCUCGCAGGAUGCCUUGGUUGCGGCAUACCCCCGGCUGUCGGAUGAGUUUACCUCGGCCGCCUCGUCAAUGACCCGGCCCGAGCGGGCCCUCGUGUCGGCGGACCUCGUCAAGCCGGCGGACUUUGCGGCCUCCUCCUUCAAGCAGCACCAGGCCCUGCUGAAGCAGCGCCGUGCACAGAUCGCCGCCGGCAAGACCCUCGAGCAGAUCACCCCGGCCGCCCUGAAGGAGCACGGUCCUGGCACCGCCUCCGGUAUCAACACCCAGGAGGCGGCCAUGUUCCACACUCACCGGCCGGUGGAGCAUGUCCCGCUUCGGACAUACCGUCGCUAUGAGUUGGAGAUGAUUUUCUAAGCACCCCAGCCGAAGGAGAGAGGGCGCCCCGAGAAGAGGGCGGCGGCGGUGGUGGGGGCUGGGCAGGGGAAGACGGGCGAUGCGCGAGAGCAUCUCUCCCAGCAUCGGCUCGUGUCGUCCGUCCUUCGGCAUUUCCCGCCCCCCCCCCCCCGUGUCGCUUCCUGUAUGCUCCCCCCAUUACACCUUCCCCCUGUGCGUCUGGCGCACACCCUGGGGGG